AUGAUCAUUGGGAGAUUUACAACCGAGCUCCGAACGGAUUUCUCCGUCGAGGACUUCGAAGAGUUCGGGCGACGCGUCACGCCACUUGCCGUAGGUUACGGCAUCGACAGCGUCCCUGAUAUAACAGUGGACGCACCCGCGAUCCAGUCAGAUCUCGCCUACGAAGAGAAUGGUCAUCUCAUCUCGGGCAUGGCGGCAUGGGUGAACGACGAGAUGCAGAGACCCCUCGCCUUCCUCGAGCGUAUGGGAGGAAUUGCCCACCGUGAAAGGCGUAGGGAGAACAUCAGGCUUGCCUUGGCCACCGGGGUUAUUGCGGCGGUAGUUGCUCUAUACGUCGAACGCGGUGGUGCGUGA
Molecule: messenger RNA, 354 nt
Organism: Microdochium trichocladiopsis
Lineage: Eukaryota; Fungi; Ascomycota; Sordariomycetes; Xylariales; Microdochiaceae
Exons: 1
Coding region: 1-354 (117 amino acids)
Source: RefSeq, a predicted model, not a curated record